This is a messenger RNA of Penicillium lagena, 675 nucleotides long. RefSeq lists its product as uncharacterized. NCBI's taxonomy places the organism in Eukaryota, Fungi, Ascomycota, Eurotiomycetes, Eurotiales, Aspergillaceae. The record is from RefSeq and is a predicted model, not a curated record. The coding region runs from base 1 to 675 and encodes 224 amino acids. The transcript has a single exon.
AUGUCUUUCAUGUACUCACCCGGCGGCUUACCGCGCGGUAGCAGCCGUUCUCGGCAUAAUUCCGGCGGCUCUGGCCAUUGUCGACAUCGUUGUAGUGGCUGUCGCCAUUCCCAAAGUGUUUCCAGUGGCUCCGGCGAACAACACCACGGCCACCACCACGGACACGGUCACCACGGACACCGUGGUCACCGCGCCCACCGCGCUCACCACGACGGGUUCGGUCGAUUCGAUCAAUUCGAGCACCACAACCAGUUUGACAACGGCGACCAGUUCGACUUCUUCGACCACAAUGGCAACCGUGCCCAUCAGGACCAACAUGGCCACCACGGACACCACGAAAACCUCCACGAUGCUGACUUUGGACAGUCCGAGGAGCUGAAGUACGUGAACGCUACCUACCACCCUAGCGACGCCGAUCUCUCUGAGUGGGAACUCUUCGAGAUCGCCAAAGACGCCAUCCAGAACGGCAGUGCUACAGUCACCGAAAACCCCGUCAUGAAUGUGCGACGUCUUGUGUGGUCCAUCAAGGUAGAGGGCCGCUUUCCCACCGAGGCUCAUGUCCUCAAUGAGGCCUACGCCAUUUUCAGCCGGAUGCAAUUAGAUAUGGAGUUUGAGCGAGGUAACGCUUGGUUCCCUCGUCAAUGGGUUUUUCGCUCUCCUAAUACGAAUUUCUAA